Theileria orientalis strain Shintoku is the source of this 1995-nucleotide messenger RNA. RefSeq lists its product as uncharacterized. The transcript has 6 exons. NCBI's taxonomy places the organism in Eukaryota, Apicomplexa, Aconoidasida, Piroplasmida, Theileriidae. The record is from RefSeq and is a predicted model, not a curated record. Gene Ontology annotation, biological process: iron-sulfur cluster assembly. Gene Ontology annotation, molecular function: ferric iron binding. The coding region runs from base 1 to 1995 and encodes 664 amino acids.
AUGUCAAAAAAGAAAUCAAAGAAGCCAAACCUUGGCAAAACGACACCAAAUCCAUUUGAAAAGUUUGAUGCUAAAAAAAGCAAUAAGGUAGAUUCCACUCAACAAGGUUUCACAAAUAAUAAAAACAAGAGCAAAUUUAUUAAAAGGUUCAAAGAUUCUCAGCUGGUGUACGAUCGUUCAAGCAAGAAGAGCAGGAAGUUGCAAAUUUACAACCUAAACGACAAUUUCACACUCACUCACAAGAACGUACCUAUCGAAAACAACUACGAAUCUGACUGGGAUCCAUCAUCGGAUGAAGAAUUUGACGUGAAGGGAGAUUAUUCGAACAUUUCGGAGACAUAUAAGCAGUACAAGGAACUACGAGAUCAGAGCAGGAGGGAAAAGGAGCACCAGAGGACGCUUCUUUCAAAAUUAGACAAGGAUUUCGAGGACUUGGACCUUUCGCAGUUUUACAAGCCGACAAAAAACACACUAGAGUCCUUAAGGACGCAAGAAAAGCCGCAAAAGUUAGACGAGUACGAAUCGAACCUGAAGCAGCUGCAGCUGAACAGAACGACACAAGAAUUCAGUGUAGACCUGGUCAGAGAGUACAGAUCGUGCACAAAAGUGGAAGAGAGAGCGGAGGUAGUUAACAGAAUAGUAAAAUCGGAUAGCAUCUUGCCAAAUUUUGCCAAGGAAUACUUGAAGGGGUACCUGGAGUCACUCAGCAGCUAUUUGGAGCAAGAGUGCACGAGUAACUUUGGCCAGUACCUGGACACGUUUUCAAGAGGGUUCUUGCACCUGUCGAGUAAGAAUCAGAAGGAGUACAAAGGGCACCUAGAGGAGCAGCUUGAAAGCAUAGAGUCUCUGGAUAAGGAGUUGAGUAAGUAUUUGUUGGUCCUUUUGGCAGUAAAAACAGUGGAGUUGAACACACACAUAUAUAAACACACACUGCUGUUGCUGGAAAAUUACACGAAAGCGCUGUACGGAGACCUGUUUAAGACUAAGUCAGGUAGUAAGAGUCAGCAACUUGCCAAAAUUAAGCUCCUGCUGUUAAUAAGUUAUAACUCUAUAAUAGAGUCAGGCUACUACAUUCCUUACUUUUAUCACCUAAGCAUAAAGAGUUGUACACUAUCGGAGACGCCAAAAGACCUGGUGCUGGAAGUGCUGAAGGCAGUGAGGAUAAGCUUGAACGUAUUGAUUAAGAACGAUUGUAACAUCAGUCCGAUACUGAGUCAUAUAAUAGUGCCGUCACUGCAAGAAAUACAAGAUCGAUUUGAACACAAAAGUAGUGCAAGUGUGUCGACUACUACUACCACUGCUAGUAAGGAAAGUAGCGGUUCAGAUACAGAGAAUACUUUAUCAGCUGAGGAUAAAAGGAUUAAGGAGUUCACGGAAUUUAAGGAAUACAUAGAAGGGAUAAGAAAAAUUGAAUACCCGAGCAAAUCAUUGGAUAUAUACAACACUGAGAAAUUGAAAAUUGAGUACCCGAGGAUAAAAACGUAUAAGUCCGAAGAUAAGCGUGAAAAGACACCUAAGGGAGAAAAGUACAGUAAGAAGGGCGAAAAGAGAGACCGUGAAGAGUACAAGACUCUCAAGAGAGCGUUGCUUAACGAAACUAUUAGAAGGGCAGAGCAGAGUAGUCAGAAGAGAGCGAAGCAGAGACAAGAGACUGAAAGGCGAUACAAAGAAGUAGUGAGAAGCGCAUACGCGGAGCAGGAAAUGCUUAAAAAACUAUCAACAACAAAAGAAAUGAUGUUUUUAAGCAAGUUGCGUCUAUUCAGUACUAAUUUAUAUAAGUUCAACAAGUUGGCUACAAGUAAACUGCAGGAUAUAUAUGAUAAAUUGGAAUUCGUCGAUGAAAUUGAUACACUGGAGUUCGACGGCUCAGUAUUAAAUGUGGAGUUCAAUAACAAUAAGUAUAUACUGAUAAAUAAACAUGAACCUUCACAACAACUGUGGUAUUCCUCAUUUACAGGUAACUGCAUCGACCAUAGCAAUUACUACGGCUACUAG